Messenger RNA from Halichondria panicea, 2060 nucleotides. RefSeq lists its product as uncharacterized. Bases 56 to 1966 code for a protein of 636 amino acids. Gene Ontology annotation, molecular function: RNA helicase activity; ATP binding; nucleic acid binding. Gene Ontology annotation, cellular component: nucleolus. Lineage: Eukaryota; Metazoa; Porifera; Demospongiae; Suberitida; Halichondriidae. Gene Ontology annotation, biological process: maturation of LSU-rRNA from tricistronic rRNA transcript (SSU-rRNA, 5.8S rRNA, LSU-rRNA). The transcript is spliced from 13 exons. The record is from RefSeq and is a predicted model, not a curated record.
CUGCACUGAGUCUGAGAAAUUAUUUUAAUACUAGAGAAAGACACAAGGUGACAACAUGCCGACGAGAGACAGGAGCCUCAAAAAGCUCAGAAAAAUGAAGGAGAAGGCUAGAAGUCGUGUUAAAACUGAGCUGACAAGUUUGAAGGCUGCUCAAGAGGUUGACGGAGAGGAGGUGGUUCCAGACAAGGUAGUCAAGGAGGAAACUUAUGUGGCAAGCCCUGACGUUACAGUCAAAAAGAGAAAAGCCACUAUACCAGUGCAUUCACCAAAGACAAAGAAAAAGAGAACUGAAGAGGUUGAGUCUGAAGAUGUAAGCAGUGAUGAGGAUCAAGAUGAUUUAGCUGAAGUCAGUGGAGCUGGUGAGGGUAGUGGAGUGGGUGGUGGAGCUGGUGAGGGCAGUGGAGUGGGUAGUGGAGCUUGUGAGGGUAGUGGAGAGGAUGGUGUACUUUGUGGAGUGAGAUUGGGUGAAGACAGACGUUUCAGUUCCCUUGCUGACUGUGUAUCGGACAAAACGCUGAAAGCUAUUAGUGAGAUGGGCUUCACUGAGAUGAUGGAGAUACAGCACCGAUCCAUCCGACCUCUACUCGAGGGAAAAGACCUGAUGGGUGCAGCUCAGACAGGAAGUGGGAAGACUCUUGCGUUCCUCGUGCCUGCUGUGGAGCUACUUCAUCGACUCAACUUCCUGCCUAGAAAUGGUACGGGUGUGAUCAUCAUCUCUCCCACGAGGGAACUCUCCCUACAAACAUAUGGCGUGGUGACAGACCUAAUGCAAUAUCACCAUCACACCCACGGCAUUGUAAUGGGUGGAGCCAAUCGGAGGACUGAGGCGGACAAGUUGUGUAAAGGAGUCAAUCUAGUGGUGGCAACUCCUGGACGACUGUUGGACCACUUGCAGAACACAUCGGGUUUCCUGUCCAAGAAUCUCCAGUGUCUAAUCAUCGACGAAACCGACAGAAUCUUGGAGAUUGGAUUUGAGGAGGAAAUGAAACAGAUCAUUCGUUUGCUUCCCAAGAAUCGCCAAACUGUUCUGUUCUCUGCUACUCAGACCCGUAAUGUGGAGGACUUGGCUCGCAUCUCUCUCAAGAAAGCUCCCCUGUAUGUGGGUGUGGAUGACCACAAGGAGGCCUCCACUGUGGACGGACUAGAGCAGGGGUACGUGGUGUGUCCGUCAGAGAAGAGGUUUCUUCUCUUGUUCACCUUCCUCAAGAAGAACCUUCGUAAGAAAGUGAUGGUCUUCUUCUCUUCUUGUAACUCUGUCAAGUUCCACUCGGAGCUCCUCAACUACAUUGACAUGCCCGUACUCGAUAUUCACGGUCGUCAGAAACAACAGAAAAGAACAUCAACGUUCUUGGAGUUUUGUCAGGCAAAAGAGGGUGUGCUCCUGUGUACUGACGUAGCUGCCAGAGGUCUGGACAUCCCCGAGGUGGACUGGAUAGUGCAGUACGACCCUCCAGACGAUCCAAAGGAGUAUAUUCACCGCGUGGGGCGUACAGCAAGGGCAGGGGGACGAGGCCACGCCCUCCUCUUCCUGCUCCCAGAGGAGCUCACUUUCCUCAAGUAUCUCAAGCACGCAAAGGUGCCACUGAGCGAGUACGAGUUUGCUAACAAGAAACUCAGCAAUGUGCAAUCUCAGCUUGAGAAUCUUAUAGUGAAGAACUACUACCUGCAUCGCUCUGCCCGUGAUGGCUACCGCUCUUAUCUCCACUCGUACGCCUCUCACUCCCUCAAGGUUGUGUUCAAUGUGGAGCAGCUGGACCUGGUUAGGGUUGCCAGGGCCUUUGGAUUCACCACUCCUCCCAGUGUCACUCUUAGUGUCCACAGUGGGAGUGGCAAGAAAGGCAAGGCUCCUCAGAGGGGGGGAGCAAGAGGAGGUGGUUACGGAUGGCAGAGCAGAAAAGCUGAUGAGAAAUCACAAAAAUUCAGGAAAUGGAAACCAGCUACCGACAAGAGACAAUUUUCCCACUAAACUAUGAAGCCAUUUAUUAAUAGCUGUUCAAUGUUGUACUCGCACCCUGUGUCAGUAUUCACUAUGGUGUUAUUUUGUGAUGCAUUUUUAUGUG